Myiozetetes cayanensis is the source of this 4380-nucleotide messenger RNA. RefSeq names its product ORMDL sphingolipid biosynthesis regulator 3 (gene ORMDL3). NCBI's taxonomy places the organism in Eukaryota, Metazoa, Chordata, Aves, Passeriformes, Tyrannidae. Gene Ontology annotation, biological process: ceramide metabolic process; intracellular sphingolipid homeostasis; negative regulation of ceramide biosynthetic process. Gene Ontology annotation, cellular component: endoplasmic reticulum membrane. Bases 118 to 579 code for a protein of 153 amino acids. The record is from RefSeq and is a predicted model, not a curated record. The transcript is spliced from 4 exons.
GCCGCCGGGAGCGCACCGGGAGCGCAGCGGGAGAGCGGCGGAGCGAGCGCCGGCCCCGCCGAGCCGAGCCGGGCCGGGCCGUGCGGGAGCGGGGCUCCCGUGGCACACGAGGGCAGGAUGAACGUGGGGACGGCGCACAGCGAGGUGAACCCCAACACGCGUGUCAUGAACAGCCGCGGCAUCUGGCUGUCCUACGUGCUGGGCAUCGGGCUGCUGCACGUCGUGCUGCUCAGCAUCCCCUUCUUCAGCGUGCCCGUGGUCUGGACCCUCACCAACAUCAUCCACAACCUGAGCAUGUACAUCUUCCUGCACACCGUGAAGGGAACCCCCUUCGAGACCCCGGACCAGGGCAAGGCCCGGCUGCUCACGCACUGGGAGCAGAUGGAUUACGGAGUCCAGUUCACCGCCUCCCGCAAGUUCCUCACCAUCAUGCCCAUCGUCCUGUAUUUUCUAACCAGCUUUUACACCAAGUACGACCGGAUACACUUCAUCAUCAACACCAUCUCCCUCAUGAGCGUGCUGAUCCCCAAACUGCCUCAGUUCCACGGAGUCCGGAUCUUUGGGAUCAACAAGUACUGAGCGGCGUGGCUGGAGCGGGCGGCGGAGGAGCGGGGCAAGGGGGAAUUCCUUCUCCCCAGCCCUGUUUGCUCCCUCUGCACGGACUGGGAUGUGAUUUCGGAGCGGCUGUUCCAACGCAGGUCCCAACAGACACAUUCCGCAUGCUGGAUCCUCGUGCCCAAUAAAUCCAAACCAGCUCCAGAGUAGAGUUUAGUGCGGAGCAGGACACGCGACACCAGAUUUCUCUUAUCCCGGUGUCACCAAUAGAUGCAGAACCACUGAGACCUGGAGGUACAACGAGGACGGAUUCUGGGAGGAGUCUCAUCUGUCCCAGACAUGGAAUGAACAAGGACAGGGGUGAGGGGAAAAGCUUUUAGUGCUGGUACUAUUGCUGUGGUAAAUGCACUUUAAAAUACCUUUCCCUUCCUGAAGCUGGGUGGUGCUUUGAGCAGUACGUGGGGGAAAUCCAAAGGGAUACAGUCAGACUUCCCCAGGGCUGGAUUGUUUUGGGGUCUGAGUUGAAGUUCUAGGCAGGGGGGAGUGGGAGGGAGAAGAGAAUGACAGACUUUUAUUUUGCAGUCUUUGACAUCACUGAGAAGGGAAGUUCCUUUCCUAAAAACAACCUGCAGUUUGACAAAGCUUCUGCUUUCCUACAGCACCAUCCAUGUGGUCCAGGGAAAAGGUGGAUAGAUCCCAAAUCAUGCUUCUUAUUUUCAGUUUAUACCCAAAUCUGUCCUGGUAACUCCUUUCCCCACCCUCACUGCUGGUUUUGAAGCACAGGGGGUCUCAGGGGGCAUUUGGAUCAAGGGCUGGGGGUGGAUGAUUUAAUGAUUGACAACAAAUGCCACUGAGCUCCUUGGGACAGGGACAUGGACAUGGAGAGGUGUGGGAGAGGCUCCCACUGGACAGGUAUAGGCCAAAUGAGGUGGAGGGCUGAUUGCUCUAAGCAAGCACACAGCCAUCCUUGACUUUAAUUGGAAUUUUUCUCCUCAGUCCAGCUCCGUGGUUAAGUCCUUGUGGCUGGGAUUUGCCAGUUCUCCAGUUGUCCAUGGACUCGAGGGAAGCGAGGGUUGGAUUUCUGGCUUACCUGGAAGUCUGUCCCCUCAGCUCCACCCCCAAGGGCUGCGUGAGGCAGCAGCAGCAGCAGCAGCAGCAGAUGAAUUGACCAGCAGAGGGAUUCAGUGGGUCACUGAUAACAGAUUAUUUCACAGAGGAACAAAAUCGAGCCUUUUCCCUCAAAUUACCACCUCAAACAGGUGGCUGAGACAGCUUUUUCCUGUUCAAAAUAAUCCCAUUUUCUUUUGGGUUGUGUUCCAGGUGGGAUGUUUCCCCUCACGCUUCCCCUGAGACCCCAUGAAAACCUGUGUUUCUGUUGUCUUAGUGCUUAUAUUGUGUUACCUUUCUGACAAUGGGAUGAAACCUUUUAAAUCUGCUAUUUUUGUUCCUGCAGUAGCAAUUCCAGCUUUAGAGGCCACGGUGGAGAGUGCUGAGUUGUUGGAUGGUCUGAGCAUAGGACAUGGAUUGGGGAAUUUCAGGUUUGCACCUAAAAUCUGUGCAUAAUUUUAGGGAAUCUGCUUCACUUCUCUCCCUCAGACUUCCUAUGGGACUGCCAUGGGGAAGGGAAAACAUUCAGUGUGCCUGAGAGGGCUGCUGGAAUGCAGGGAGAAUGACUCCCUAAUAUGUUUGAAAAGUGGAAAUAGAAGUGAAAAGGACGUUUUCAAGAAGGUAGAAAGAAAAAAAGAGUCUGGCUGGAGACCCCAGGGCGUUGACAGACGUGCAAUUUCCCUGAUGGGGAGGUGAAACCUUAAAUGUAACCCCCAGGACAUGAGGACUGCUGCUUUAGUUAAGGUACUCUCUACCCUAAUCGGCUCUUUAAGCUACUAGACAAUGAUAAUUGUUAUCAAAAUAGAGAUAUUGCAUCAAUCAGCUUGGAAAUGGCACAGAAAUGAGCAGGAUCCCUGCAGGGGGCAGGUCCUGGCAGGGGUGGCUGAGGCUGGACCCAAAACACUGUGUGGUGCUGAACAGACCCCCAGUGUCUGCCCAGGCACCACUUCCAUCUCCAGAGGGAAGAGAAUGAAUUGUUUUGGUAGAUGACAAGGGAAGAAAUGUUUGGGGUUUUUUUUUAAGGCAGGUUUGAUCAUUUUAGAAUAAUUCUAAAUUGAAAGGGAUCAGCAUCUUCCUGAUGAGAUCCAGCAAUUCCCACAGCCUUCCCUGAAGGCACUGCAAGAGCUGAGGGCCUGAGCACUCGGUGCUGGUCACUGACACUAAGGACAUCUGACUCUUGUUUUGUUAAAUUAAAUAUAGCUGUGAACCAGAAUUGGGUUAUGAACUUCUCAAACAAGCAGGUUUUAAAGCCUGAAGUCCGAAAUUUAUGAUUAAGGCUUUGCCUAACAGCAAAAGUAAAGUUUUGUGAUUUCUCUCCUUCACACGAAUGAUUAAAAACAGCCUACCCAGGGGUUAUGUGACAGUGACACUCUUUACAACACAGGCAUCAUUUUACCAUGGAAUAAGUGCAGUUAACUUGGACUCACUUAGUCCAAUCAAGGGAAACAUAAAUGGAAAUAUGGAAAGAAGUGAGUUGAAGAAAGAUUUCUUGUUAUAUUAUGUCGUGUAAAGUGUCUACAUGCGAUUAAUAAGUAUUUGAACAAUUACAAACCUGGUAGAAUCUUCCUUAAGAUCCCAACUUAAGGGUAGGUAUCAGGGUUAAUCAAAAAUAGAAAAGCAAUAAAUUAAUUGUAAUUAAACCACCACUGUUAGGGGUACCUGAGAGAGUCUGAAGUGAAAGGACAGCAUGGGCAGGCUGAGGGGUUGUCAGACGUGUCCUUAGAGGUGACAGAUCAGGGAUGAAGCCACAUUUUAGGUGGAGAACCCAAACGUGAGCAGAACUCCUUUUAAAGGGGAGUUUUCCCCAGGUACCUGCAUGGAGGAGAUCAGUGACCAUUGCUGAUUUUAAACAGAUUCUGAUCACAUUUAGAUGGGAUUCUGAUCUGGUGGAUUUUCCUAUGAAACUUGUCCUGUGUCAUAAGCAGGACAAAACUUACCUGGAGAGAUCGAGGUGGGCUCCGCCCUGCGAUGGAGAAACGAUUCCUGGCCAGCAGGUACUUCAGCAGCUUUUCUCUUUGGUUCUGCAAGGAAAGAGAAAAGCUUUUGAAAGCCUGGAACCCUUCUCAGGAACUGGCAGCAGCCUUGCAGUGGGCAAAGCCUCCUAAGCCACUGUCAGCACCACGCACGUAUCCGCAGGGUACAGCAGUCCCUGCUCCAGGACAGUGGGAAAACCAGCAAGUCCUCCCAGCCUGAUGCUCCAAGAAUUAGGGAUCCUGUCUUGGGAUUCAUUUAACAGAGCUACCAGGGUGGCAAAGAGUCCAGACCUUCGCAGGAAAAAGCCUUUAAAAUAACCAAGAUUUAGGGCUACAUCGUUCCCGAGUAAUUUUUAUGUUUGAAUUUUGGGUUGUUUUUAGAAGCUCGGUACUGGCCCUCGAGGAGGGGACAGCAGUGGGUUAACACAUUAAUAUUCUUCAUUGUAACUUAUGUUGCUCUAUCAUUGCCUAUAAUAGCUUUUAAGCAUGCGAGUGUUGGUGUAUCUGUAUCCUCCCUGGAUGGGUUUAAUGAGCUGAAUUAAUUGGGAGGGUUUUUUAAAGGAAUGUUCUGUACAAAGUUUUAGGGUUGUUUUUCUUUUUUUUUUUUUUCCCAGUAGCCCUUCUUUUUGCUGUGGAUACAGGAGUCUCAAGUAGAGAACUUUCUAAAAUAAAGUGUGAAUAUUUUUAUUACUCCUUUGUACAGUGUUCUAAGAGAGACUAAUAAAGUUAAGUAUUCAGGUAAAAA